CGUGCUUCACCUGGCCCUGCUCCGUCGCCUGCCACCGCCGCCUGAGCUUGGAGUGGUUCACCCAGCCGUGAAGUGAAGACAGACUCUGGACACUGGGAACCCACACUUCCAAUCCCAGACAUGUCCAGCAAGGGCUCUGUGGUUCUGGCCUACAGUGGUGGCCUGGACACUUCCUGCAUCCUCGUGUGGCUGAAGGAGCAAGGCUAUGACGUCAUUGCCUACCUGGCCAACAUCGGCCAGAAGGAAGACUUUGAGGAAGCCAGGAAGAAGGCGCUGAAGCUUGGAGCCAAAAAGGUGUUCAUCGAGGACAUGAGCAGGGAGUUUGUAGAGGAAUUCAUCUGGCCCGCCGUUCAGUCCAGUGCGCUCUACGAGGACCGAUACCUCCUGGGCACUUCUCUUGCCAGGCCCUGUAUUGCCCGGAAACAGGUGGAGAUCGCCCAGCGGGAAGGAGCCAAAUAUGUGUCUCAUGGUGCCACGGGAAAGGGGAAUGACCAGAUCCGGUUUGAGCUAACCUGCUACUCGCUGGCCCCCCAGAUAAAGGUCAUCGCUCCCUGGAGGAUGCCAGAGUUCUACAACCGGUUCAAAGGCCGCAAUGACCUGAUGGAGUACGCAAAGCAACAUGGAAUUCCCAUCCCAGUCACCCCCAAGAGCCCAUGGAGCAUGGAUGAGAACCUCAUGCAUAUCAGCUACGAGGCUGGAAUCCUGGAGAACCCCAAGAACCAGGCUCCUCCCGGUCUCUACACAAAGACCCAGGAUCCAGCCAAAGCUCCCAAUGACCCUGACAUAAUUGAGAUAGAAUUCAAGAAAGGGGUCCCCGUGAAGGUGACCAAUGUCAAGGAUGGCACCACCCACCACACCUCCUUGGAACUCUUCAUGUACCUGAACGAAGUUGCGGGCAAACACGGUGUGGGCCGCAUAGACAUUGUGGAGAACCGCUUCAUUGGAAUGAAGUCCCGAGGUAUCUACGAGACCCCAGCAGGGACUAUCCUUUACCAUGCUCAUUUAGACAUCGAGGCCUUCACCAUGGAUCGGGAAGUGCGCAAGAUCAAGCAGGGCCUGGGUCUGAAAUUCGCAGAGCUGGUGUACACCGGUUUCUGGCACAGCCCUGAAUGUGAAUUUGUUCGCCACUGCAUCGCCAAGUCCCAGGAGCGGGUGGAAGGGAAGGUGCAGGUGUCUGUCUUCAAGGGCCAGGUGUACAUCCUUGGGCGGGAGUCCCCACUGUCUCUCUACAACGAGGAGCUGGUGAGCAUGAACGUGCAGGGCGACUAUGAACCUAUUGAUGCCACAGGCUUCAUCAACAUCAACUCCCUCAGACUGAAGGAAUAUCAUCGCCUCCAGAGCAAGGUCACUGGCAAAUAGAGUCGCUGACAAUGAGGAGCUGGGGCCUCCUCUCCCUGCACAUCUCCCAAGUACAGGCACUAAUUGUUGUGAUAAUUUGUAAUUGUGACUUGUUCUCCCUGCCAGGCAGCAUAGUGGGGCUGCUGGGCCCCAGCUUUGUUCCCUGGUCCCCUUAGCCUGCAAAAGUGGUCAUCAAGGAAGGGUGGGGGCAGCUUCAGAGGGAAGCUGUAAAAUAGCAAUUAAAAGAAGACACAUUAGUC
Castor canadensis (American beaver) is the source of this 1598-nucleotide messenger RNA. RefSeq names its product argininosuccinate synthase 1 (gene Ass1). Gene Ontology annotation, molecular function: argininosuccinate synthase activity; ATP binding. The record is from RefSeq and is a predicted model, not a curated record. NCBI's taxonomy places the organism in Eukaryota, Metazoa, Chordata, Mammalia, Rodentia, Castoridae. Gene Ontology annotation, cellular component: cytoplasm. Gene Ontology annotation, biological process: L-arginine biosynthetic process; urea cycle.